UAGAAUCGAAUUCCAUUAUUAGAACUAGAAAUAAAGAAUUAUUCAUUCGCAAAAAUAAGCUCGUUUCAAAUUGAAUUGAUAUUGAUCGAUUGCAUUACGAUCAUAAAAUUCUGCACAGCGCAUAGAUGAGUAAACCUAUUUCGCUUAUUUGCGUUCUAAUAUAAGCGAAUACACGUGGAAGGAGAAGGGACAAUCGUCACUGUUUCUAGAAAACAGCAUUAGAGUAGUACAUUAGAAAUGUUAUAGAGUAAUAAGCUCCAUUGCUUCUGGUUAGAUGCAAUAUGGCGGAGAAUUGUGUUUACUGUACGCUUUAUCCCAUAAUCUCUAUUUCUAUAGUUUUUGGCGAUAUUUUUUACAAACGCUGCGAUUGUCGCCAGUUGAACGCCAGACAAUCAAAAAUAAUAGAAUUUUACAGGAAAUACAUUCUGAUAUUGUUGGUUUUUCAAACAAUUGUAUUUGUCCUUCAGAGUCUUGCAACUAAAGAGAAUGUUGUAUUCUGUAGUCCUAUUGAUAGAUAUAACGGUGAAGAAAUGCAUCCUUUUCUGAAAAUGGCCAUUUAUUUCAUUAAUAUUGGUUGCAUUCUUUGCAUACAUAUGGGUAGGAAAAAAAUAAGCUUUGACAUGAAAAUAUCGAGUUACACCGGCGAGAAGGAAAAAUUGUUUCGGUAUCAAUUGGUAAUGUUAGGAGUUUUCGGUGUUUAUUUUCUGUUAAAUUUUAUUGCUUACGCUUUGAUUUCCUCGCUUGUUUUCUUUCCGGUACUAGAGAAGGAUUCGAGUUCUUUUCGAGCACUUUUUUGCUCUCUUUCGUUUACUCUAAUUGGUAAUUACGUAAUUGCAUUUUAUUUAUGGAUUAUACCGGCAUCGUUAACGGUAGGCCUUCUGAUACUGGAGAGAUUCAAAGAGUUAGCGAAACAAUUCCAAUUAACCAGAAAUAGAUGCGCAAAGUCUGAUGUGGACGAAAUCAUCUGGAAGCAUGCAGAGAUUUAUGAUCUAAUAAAUCAGAUGAAUAAUAAAUGGAAGGAGCUAUUUUUCGUUUUAUUUGGCAUAGUAAUUUAUAUCUUAGCCUUACUUAUCUACCAUUCUUUUUUCGUUGAACUGGAUAUAAUUUUUCGGCUAUUAUUAUGUUUCGCCACCGUCGUUUGCAUUAUUCUAGCAUUGUUGUUUUCUUUUGCUGUUUCCCGUAUUUCGGCAUGCGUUUAUGAUUCUUUUCAAGAAAUAAGAAUCUUCGCUUCCGCUCGUUUGGCGGUAGAAGACAAAAUAAAAAUGUUGGAUUUCAUGAAAAAAUUUCGAGAAAACGAACUGGGAUUUAGUUGCGGUGGUUAUUUCGUUGUGUCGAAGGGAUGUCCGGUAAAGGUGUACAGUUCGCUCUACUCCGCCUUCAACGUUCUGUUGCAAGUUCGGGACAUUUUGAAAGGCGGAGAUAACAAGUGCAUUUCUUUCGUUGCGCACAUUUUAAAUUUAUCUCGAAAUUCCACUUUGUUGCAAAAAUAAUCG
This is a messenger RNA of Centruroides sculpturatus (bark scorpion), 1493 nucleotides long. RefSeq lists its product as uncharacterized. The coding region runs from base 282 to 1490 and encodes 402 amino acids. The transcript is spliced from 4 exons. The record is from RefSeq and is a predicted model, not a curated record. Lineage: Eukaryota; Metazoa; Arthropoda; Arachnida; Scorpiones; Buthidae.